Messenger RNA from Trichomycterus rosablanca, 2585 nucleotides. It is a transcript of the gene pak1, whose product is annotated as p21 protein (Cdc42/Rac)-activated kinase 1. Gene Ontology annotation, biological process: regulation of actin cytoskeleton organization; protein phosphorylation; intracellular signal transduction. The transcript has 15 exons. The record is from RefSeq and is a predicted model, not a curated record. Gene Ontology annotation, cellular component: cytoplasm. Gene Ontology annotation, molecular function: ATP binding; protein serine/threonine kinase activity. Bases 86 to 1729 code for a protein of 547 amino acids. Lineage: Eukaryota; Metazoa; Chordata; Actinopteri; Siluriformes; Trichomycteridae.
GAGAGAGAGAUCACGAUUAAACCGGGAUUAUAUCGAUUACACCGAACCUGAGGAGAAUCAACCCACACUCAUCUAUUACAGAGUCAUGUCAGAUAACGGUGAAGUGGAAGACAAGCCGCCAGCACCGCCCAUGAGGAACACCAGCACCUUGAUGGGAUCCAGCAUCAAAGAGCCGAGCACCAUGAACCACACCUCCAAACCGCUGCCCCCCAACCCAGAGGACAAGAAACGCAAGGACCGUUCCAUCCGCUCCAUCCUCACUGGAGGAGACAAGACCAAUAAGAAGAAGGAGCGUCCUGAGAUUUCUCUACCUUCAGACUUUGAGCACACCAUCCAUGUUGGGUUUGACGCAGUCACUGGAGAAUUCACUGGAAUGCCUGAACAAUGGGCACGAUUGCUUCAGACCUCGAACAUCACCAAGCUGGAGCAGAAGAAGAAUCCUCAGGCUGUUCUGGAUGUGCUCAAGUUCUACGACUCUAAAGAGACGGCCAACAGCCAGAAGUACAUGAGCUUUACAGAUAAAAGUUCGGACACCUACAGUUCCUCCAACGCAACACAGAACUCGAAGACUGUGUCAGAAACCCCCGCUGUAGCGACUGUGUCAGAGGAUGAAGACGAGGAUGAGGCCACACCACCACCUGUAAUCGCUCCUAGGCCAGAACACACCAAAUCAAUUUACACUCGCUCAGUAAUCGAGCCUCUGCCUCCUCUCCCUGCUGCCAAAGAUGCCCCUCCGUCACCUGUGUCUCCUCCAGCUGCUGAAGGAAGCACCGCCACGCCCGCAGCCCCUGCCUCGGCACCUCGCGCGGCCGACAAGAGCCGCAAGAAGAAGAUGUCCGACGAGGAAAUACUUGAAAAACUAAGGAGUAUUGUUAGUGUGGGCGAUCCUAAAAAGAAGUACACUCGCUUUGAGAAGAUUGGACAGGGGGCUUCUGGAACAGUCUACACAGCAAUAGACAUCGCCACCGGACAGGAGGUAGCGAUUAAGCAGAUGAACCUGCAGCAGCAGCCCAAGAAGGAGCUCAUCAUCAACGAGAUCCUGGUCAUGAGGGAAAACAAGAAUCCCAACAUUGUUAAUUACCUGGACAGUUAUCUGGUUGGCGAUGAGUUGUGGGUGGUGAUGGAGUAUUUGGCUGGAGGCUCUCUGACCGAUGUGGUGACUGAGACGUGCAUGGACGAGGCACAAAUUGCCGCAGUGUGCCGAGAGUGUCUUCAGGCUCUGGAGUUCCUGCACUGCAAUCAGGUGAUCCACAGAGACAUCAAGAGCGACAACAUCCUGCUGGGCAUGGACGGUUCUGUAAAACUCACUGAUUUUGGCUUCUGCGCCCAGAUCACACCAGAGCAGAGUAAGCGUAGCACCAUGGUGGGCACUCCGUACUGGAUGGCUCCAGAGGUUGUAACACGCAAAGCUUACGGGCCCAAAGUGGAUAUCUGGUCACUGGGUAUUAUGGCAAUUGAGAUGAUAGAAGGAGAACCUCCGUACCUCAAUGAGAAUCCUCUCAGGGCGCUGUAUCUCAUCGCCACUAAUGGCACUCCAGAGCUGCAGAAUCCUGAGAAACUAUCGUCAGUUUUCCGAGAUUUCCUCAACCGCUGUCUGGAGAUGGACGUGGAGCAAAGAGGUUCUGCUAAAGAGCUCUUACAGCAUCAGUUCCUGAAGGUGGCAAAGCCGCUCUCAAGCCUGACGCCACUAAUCCUCGCAGCUAAAGAGGCAACCAAGAACAACCGCUAGCACAGCAAAGCCAAGCGCAACAUGACCUGUUCUCUCCUGAAUUCUGUCCCAACCCUACAGCAAAGUUACUGUCUCUCUCUGUAUUUAUGUAGGCCGGAGCACUGAGAGCGACUGUUUUUGCUACCCAAGGUUGCUGGGCAUGCACAUUAAGAGAUGUAUUGGCUCACACAGGUCAUCCCGGAGGCUCAUGACGAUGUAUGUGUAUGACAUGACACUGUAUGUGAAGGAUCCAGUGGAGCACACUGUAUAUUUGACCAGACUUGUUUUUUUUUUCUUUUUGCUCGUGUCUCUAUGUUGGUUUGUUUGUGCACUCCAUGGAUGCGAUGAAGUGAAUGAUUUUUUUUAAUCACAAUGUUUUGUACGUCCGUGCGUGUCAGAAUGACGCAUCAUUUAGUGGAAGUUGCAAUAUGAGUCAUAGGACUGCUAUACUGAGUGUCAUUCAAUAAAUCAAAUGAUGCUGGUACGGACCGAGAAGAGUCUGCUGCACGAAACAGAACAAAACAAUGUAAACAAUGAAACGACUUAAAGGAAACAUUUGGCAGCAAAUUUAAAAAACAAAGAGAAUUUGACCAUUUUGCUAUAAAUGUAGUUGAGAGAGAUUCUGUCUGAUCUGGACUUUUCAUUCAUUGUUAGCUACAUUAUCCUUGUAGAUGUCAUUGGACACUGAACACUACUUGCUUGAUCAACAAGUAGUAUUUUGCCAAAUCUUUCCUUUACUGGAUGCUUGUUGUGCAUGAUGAGCGUUUUCUUUUAUGAACAGUAGUGUUAAUUCGUCCCGCUUUUUAAAAUCAGGAUGUACAUUUGUUAAUAAAAAUAAAAUUACAACCGUGAUCACGGUCUUUGUGUUGUCGCAAAC